AUGGACCUUUGUAAACAUACCGGUUGGCUGCGCUUAUCAACCAAAGACAGAGCAUACGUACUCGAGAUUUCUGACCGUGCUCAGCGACUGCUGGACAGUCUGCCACGACCGGAUAAUCAGUUUCCCGGCGUGAUCCACUUAAUAGGAAAUGAGACCAAAAGGCUUGCAAUGAAGAGGUUGGGCGUGGAAAUCGCCAGGCCUAACACUAGUAGAGGUCAUGGCGAAAUACAUCUCUCGUUAUCUGCAGAUACUGUGGCGAGCGACAGACCCGUCGUCGUUGCCGACAGCGAUAUCCCGUUACAUAACCGUCUCGGCCGACCCAGAAAGCCGCCGCUCUGUCAUGAGAUAACAGCCCGGCCGCUGCUCCAGCCGCUUAAGAACGCUAGCUCUUCGAAGGUGGAAUGCAUUGCCGAUCGCGCCUAUACCCGUAUGCUACUUCCAUUCGCAGACGUGAUUUGCUUCUUUGCUGGCGAUGUGGGCGGUCUACCAAGGGUCGCGCACCGUUUGGCGGCAUGGUUAGAUCUGGGAAAGCAAUCAACAUCGGCUGUGUGCCCCUGGCUUGUGAUUAUUGUCGAAAGCGGCGAAGAAAACGUUGCCCGGCAGACCUUGCUGAAAAGUCUCCGUACUAUGACUAGUAUUGACGUUUUGACGCUCUUUCAGGGCAUUCGGGUAGUUAGUUUAGCUGGCCUGGCGCCAAAGACGGCGCUGCGUCGAGGCUGUCCGUCCGCGCGAUGGGAUACAUUCAGAAACGAGCUUUUAUACAUGGUCGAGACAAAAAGAGUUGAGAGAUUACAGGCAAGUUGCCUUUUUUCGGCUACACAUCUUGCUGCUUUUCUACGCCACGCGGCCGAAAGGCUGGGAGAUGUAACCUCCCCGCCCCUCGAUUUCCUUGGCGCAGCUCGAAUAGAAAAUCCCGUCGCAGGGGACCUGGAACAUCACCUGGCGAAUUUCCUCCGGGAAUUUCGAUCUCUCGAAUCGCUAAGGGCUUUUGCAGUUCCGGUUAUUGCUUCGACUUUCCUCCUUGACCAGUAUCCUCCUGGGAUGCACCACUUUGACCCCCGUGACGUGUUUCAGUCGUUGUAUAGGGACGCCUGCUAUAACAUAUGUGGGGCUGUAGUGCUCGCACACGAGGGUUCGACCGAGAUGGUAUUGCCCUCACAGUUUGUUAAGCUGAUCGAAACGGAGAUGACGCGUAGGUUCAGACGGUUGAAGGUGGGCGAGUCGGCUGCGUCGGUUCAUCGGCAUCUUCUCGCUCAGUUUGGAGACGAGUGGGCUCGUUUCCAAUCAGAGAAGACGUGCUACCAUUGCCUGUCACGCCGACCACAAGUCUUCCCCCCUUGCGGCCAUGGCUGGUGCAGAAACUGUGUCUCUGUGUUUGGCACGCCCAGCCCGGAUAAUGAAUGGGCUGUUGAAAUUGAUGGCUGUCUUCUAUGUAGGAAAGAAUGGCGGAUGCUUUUUCAGCUAAAGCCGGACACGGCAACGGUUCGAGUGCUCUGCCUUGACGGCGGCGGCACGAGAGGCAAGUAUCCUUUGAAGUUGCUAAAACAGCUGCAAGAUAGGAUUAAUCUGCCCAAUUUCCCCGUUCAGCAGCACUUCGACAUAGUAUAUGGAACGAGUUCGGGUAAGAGCUACUAUAUCAGCGCCGGUGCACUGUGCCUCAAUGGCUGGACCAUCGAAGAGUGUAUUGCCUCUUUCGAGUCUUUGGCAAGCCAAGCGUUUACGCCCCGCCACCUGCCAGCCGUGCCUGUUGUGCGUCCGCUUCUCGAGCUGGUAAUGUGUCUGCCCCUUGUGCCCACUUUUGUCCGUCUUGCAGCUCUGGUACUUCUUGAUAGCCGUUACCCGUCUCGGCACAUCGAGAAGGCUUUGCGGAGUGUUUUCGGCCUAGAUAAAAGCAUUGUAGACUAUUCCGCCGCGAACGCCAUGGGGACGAUGGUCGGCAUGACAACUGCAACUAUCCAAGAUGCGAGCGCUUGCGUCUUCACCAACUACAACGGAGUAGGGGUGCGAGAUGAUAAUCGAGGUCUCGAUCAGGUUCCAUCCCCAAUUCGUCCAUGUUAUAGCUCUGACGAUUUGGGUAUGGCAGACUACCGCGUUCUCAUGCCGGAAAAUGGGGCUCGAAACAUCCCCAUUUGGGAAAUUAUCCGAUGCGCAACAGCAGCGCCAUAUUACUUUACGCCAUGGCACAUUAGGGGAGUUGGUAAACUCCAAGACGGCGGCCUAGUCGCCAACAACCCAUCCUCUAUCGCCUUGCAAGAAGCCGCUGCCCUAUACCCCAAUGCCCCGGAUCCCAGCAUUCUCGUUUCCCUCGGGACUGGGUCCUCGGCUCAAUGUAAUGAGUCACAUGUGUCCGAAUCGCGAUGGCCGUGGAGAGACUGCUUCCCAAUACGGCUUUUCCGAGCGUUAUGGAACCUUGGUAGCACUAGGAGGACUUGGCAGCAAGUGAUAACCCAUAAGAAGGUAGGACAUGCGGGAGAGUUCUUCUGCUUCGACGUCGAGUUUGCCGGUGAGGAGCCGCCGCUAGAUGAUUUGUCCUGUCUGGAAGACGAUGACGAGAACGACAGAGGCACCAUCAUAGGACUGCCUGAGUUGGAGCGCUUAGUACUGUGCAUGCGGGCGGAGCUGUUUGUGUUCGAGUUAUGCCCCGUACGGCCGUUCCGCUUUGUUAACGGCGAGUAUGAGUGCCUUGGUUACAUACGGUGUCGGCUGGAAGCAGGAUCCGACACACUGCACGAGUUCAUGUCGCAGCUAGGCCAAAGUUUUGCUUCGUUCCGUGUCGGAGACCGUGCCCUAGCUGGCGGGUUUCCAAAACAUCCACUUCUAGACGAUGACGGCAAGUUUUGCAAGGAAGUUCGGUUUCGGGUGGCAAGCCGAGAGCAGCCAGUGGGUAUUUCUCUUUGGGAAAGUUCCCGGGAAGGCUGCAGCAUCAGCGGCUCGCCUUUCAACCUCCAGCGCCUGGUACGUGAGCAGAAGCUGGAUGCAAGCUUCGGCACCGCCGAUCAUCGCAAGAGGAGGAGGGAGGGCAAAGAAGAAGCUAGCGGGCGACACAAGCGCCAGAGACGGUAG
Messenger RNA from Colletotrichum truncatum, 3063 nucleotides. The record is from RefSeq and is a predicted model, not a curated record. Lineage: Eukaryota; Fungi; Ascomycota; Sordariomycetes; Glomerellales; Glomerellaceae.